Molecule: messenger RNA, 1113 nt
Organism: Porites lobata
Lineage: Eukaryota; Metazoa; Cnidaria; Anthozoa; Scleractinia; Poritidae
Source: the annotation of a GenBank genome assembly
AUGCCAAAACACGCUCGUUGUGCGGUAGGUUUUUGCGAUAAUGAUAAAAGAUAUCCUGACCUUGCUUUUGUCAGAUCACAUGUGGAGAAUUUAGUAUAUCACAAGUGGCCAACCGACCCUAAACUUGCCGAAAUAUGGCGAAAACAAGUGGCGAAGACUCGAAGUGAUUCCUUCAAUCCUUCCCCUGGUGCUAGUGGGACUUUCGUGUGUUCAAAUCAUUUCCCAUGUGGACGAAGAACUCCUGAAAACCCUAAAACGGAUUUUCCGUCUAUUUUUAUGACUGUUUCGGAUUACCUGCAGAAAAAAUCACCCAAGAAAAGGAAAGCGAACAAGUUACAAGAAGCUGGUUCUGCAAGAAGCCUGUUCCCUAGCUCCAAGGAGUCAAAGCAGGAUCCUGAGGAGAGUGAUAGUGAUGAUGAAGAAAUGGAAGCAGAUGCAGAUUACUCCGUCUCAGUUCCAAUGCAAUUCGAACAGUUGACAAGAGAAAUGGAAGUAAAAGUCUACACAGGUCUGCCAUCACCGAAAGCAUUCGAGUUCUUGUUCGAUUAUUUGAGCCCAAAGGCUCGGUUUAUGCAAUAUUGGAGGGGUGGAAAACAAACAAGAAAAGAAUCGUCUCAACCUCCCUCUCCUUUUGAGUUAGCAACUGGCUAUCUCAAAGGAAGACCUGGGCCAGAGAGGAAGCUUCGACUUGAACAGGAGUUUUUACUGACUCUUAUGAAACUAAGACUAGCUCUUCUAACUUUUGAUUUGGGGUUCAGGUUCCAUGUGUCAGCUUCCACUGUCAGUAGUGUUUUUAUAACUUGGGUUAAGCUCAUGUCCAAGGAACUCUCCGUUUUAAUUGUGUGGCCUAGUCGACAACAGAUCAAGAAAACCCUCCCAUACUGUUUUAAAAAGCUUUAUCCCAAAGUAAGAUGUGUAAUUGACUGUUUUGAGUGCUUCACAGAAACUCCAAGUGGACUUGACCUGGCAGCAACACUAUGGAGUGAGUACAAGCACCACUACACUUUCAAAGUCCUUGUUGCCAUCACCCCAAAUGGAGCAAUUUCAUAUGUUUCACCAUGUUAUGGAGGCAGGGCAUCUGAUAUUUUUAUUGUAAGGAAUAGUGGGUUUUAA